This is a messenger RNA of Prunus avium (sweet cherry), 1127 nucleotides long. The record is from RefSeq and is a predicted model, not a curated record. NCBI's taxonomy places the organism in Eukaryota, Viridiplantae, Streptophyta, Magnoliopsida, Rosales, Rosaceae.
AUUUAUUUAAUAAAGAGUAUAGCCGAGCGCAACCAUCCUCUGUAGCGUAGAGUCAUAGACACUGAAGCCAGUCCACUGUGAAUCUCCAAAGCUCGAGAAGAAGCAACGAUGUCAAAGCUGGGUCUUCUUCGAACCUCAAUCAUGUCAAGCCUCUCCGUCCGUACGUCCAUGGCGCAAAACCUCGGCCUCACUUCGCUUCUGCGCGAACCGGUGAGACGGUUUUCGACGGAAGCCGAAAACCGGCUUCAGGACUCUUCAACGUCCAAUCAGCCGCUGGAGUCUUCGCCGUCCGAUAAACCUCAGAAGUCUUUGCCAUCCGAUAAGCCUCAGGAGUCUUCGCCGUCCGAAUCAUUUUUCGAAACCCCAAGCACAGGAUCGGUGUAUGGGAAGCUGCUUGGAAUCAAAAGGAAUACGCUGAAGACAGACGUCGUGAAUUUGCUGGAAGGCUGUAAUUUGAGUCUGGAUGAUGUUAAAAUGGAUUAUAAUCGGUGGUUUACGGCGAUGGGAAUGUUGGUGCAAUUCCCGUCUCGGCAAGCCUAUGAUAACGCAAUGAGGGUGAUUGGCAAAAAGGGUCGCCUGUUUAAAUUGGAGAGGGCUAAUCGAGCGGAAUGGGACUCUCUUACUCCCCAUGAUGGAAAAACGGUUUUAUUGCAAGGAAUCCCUCCUAAUGCAGUUCCAGAAGAUGUAGAUCGUUUUCUGUCUGGUUGUGAAUAUGAUUCGUCUUCCCUCCAAUUAAGUUUCAGACCUUCCCAAGAGCCCACUAAAUGGGCAACUGUUCGCUUUCGUACUCAAACUGAGGCAAUGAAUGCAUUCUUUUUGAAGAACAAAGGCUUCUGCCUGAAUGGUGAAGUUUCGAUUCGUGUUCUCCAGUAACAGUUUCUGCUUUCUUGGUUCCCUUUGUCAGGAGCAUUGCUUUGAGACAUGAUAAAAUGAGGAUAGGAUUUUGUAGUAUCAUCUGAACUCGGUAUAUGCUGUUAUGUAGCAUGUUAACAUUUGCUUGUUAUAAGAUGUCUUUUCUUUCCCCAUUUUUUCGCACGUUUUAAGGAAGCUAAGAAUAUUUUGUUCUUUAUUCGUUUUUUCAAUAAAGAAAAAAAUUGGCGGUGAACGAGAAACAUUGUUCUCAAAAA